Molecule: messenger RNA, 1881 nt
Organism: Histoplasma mississippiense
Lineage: Eukaryota; Fungi; Ascomycota; Eurotiomycetes; Onygenales; Ajellomycetaceae
Exons: 3
Coding region: 1-1881 (626 amino acids)
Biological process (GO): peroxisome organization; very long-chain fatty acid catabolic process; fatty acid beta-oxidation
Cellular component (GO): peroxisomal membrane
Molecular function (GO): ATP binding; ABC-type transporter activity; ATP hydrolysis activity
Source: RefSeq, a predicted model, not a curated record
AUGGCUGUGCAAUCCAAAUUCUCCGUUGCAGAUGCAUCCCUCAAAUCUCUUCUUUCCUCCCUCACUACCCGUUACCUCAAACACCGCAAACUCAUCUCGAGGGGCGUCUACCUAACCCUCUUCCUCGCCCUCAUCAAGCGCGUCCACAAUGCAAUCGCAGAGCAAAAGGCGGCCUCUCAGCGCAUAGCGGAGAUCCGCGGACGGCCGGGCACGAGCAAUAUUAAUGGCAACGGGGAUGGUGGAACUGAGGAUAACAAUGGCAGAGCUAAUAACGGGGCGGAGAGCCUGGCACGAAAGAGCGUGGGGUUGAAUUGGGAAUUCGUCAAGAAUCUCCUUCGUUUGUUGAAGAUUAUUAUCCCCGGAUGGAAGAGCAAGGAACUGAGGUUACUGGCUAGCCAUUCGAUUUUUUUGGUGCUGCGCACGUUGUUGAGUGUGUAUGUUGCCGAGCUGGAUGGGAAGAUGGUUAGUAGUUUGGUGAGAGGGAAGGGGAGGGAGUUUUUGCUGAGCCUUACGUGGUGGAUGGCCGUGGCUGUCCCGGCGACGUUUACGAAUUCAAUGCUUUCUUAUCACCCAUGUCAACUAGCUCUUCAGUAUCGGAAACGUCUGACGGAUUACGUACAUGACCAUUACCUGGCGAACAUGUCCUUUUAUACCCUGUCUGCCUUGGAUGACCGGAUCAAGAACCCAGACCAACUCAUAGCGGUCGACAUCUCGCGUUUUUCAAAUAGUCUGGCAGAACUGUACUCUAACCUCGCCAAGCCAAUCCUUGACAUGGCUAUUUACAAUUAUUCGUUGUCGAAGAGCGUGGGUGGUGAGGGUCUUUUCAUCAUGUCACUCCUUGUCCAAUUAUCUGCAAACGUGAUGCGCAUCCUCACGCCACCUUUUGGGAAAUAUGUUGCCGAUGAAGCACGGUUAGAGGGAGAGUUUCGAUUCCAGCAUACGAGACUUAUUGAUUACAGUGAAGAGAUCGCUUUGUACCGUGGCCAUGAGGUGGAGAAGGACACUUUGGACAAGGGUUAUUUUACACUCAUAAAACAUGUGAAUCGCAUCUUGCGAAGGAGGCUGUAUUAUGGCUUCAUGGAGGACUUUGUGAUUAAGUAUUUCUGGGGCGCCCUUGGGCUGGCUUUGUGUAGUGUUCCAGUUUUCUUUAAGCUUCCUGGGCAGAUCGCGGCGACAAUGGGGGAUAGGACAGAGAGCUUUGUCACCAACAGGCGGCUUCUACUAUCUUCGUCCGAUGCCUUCGGGCGGGUGAUGUUUUCUUACAAGGAAAUUUCGCAGCUAGCCGGCCAUACCGCUCGCGUAACAUCUCUUCUAGACGUCAUCGAUGAUGUUGCAGCUGGACAUUUUGAAAAGAAACUCGUUUCAUCCGCUUCAACGGAGGAGAACGCUGCGGUCCUCCGCGGUCGCGGCACGAUCAUGGAAAACGAUUUCAUCGAGUUCGUCGAUGUCCCUAUCGUCUCUCCCAACGGGGACGUUCUGGUCCAGAAACUAUCUUUCACCGUCUACCCCGGCGACCACCUCCUCAUUGUUGGUCCCAACGGAUGCGGGAAGUCCUCUCUCUUCCGAAUCCUGGGUGGCCUAUGGCCUGUAUAUGGCGGGACCGUCAAAAAACCCUCAUUCGAAGACAUCUUUUACAUCCCACAACGGCCCUACCUGUCCCGCGGCACAUUGAGGCAGCAGGUCAUAUACCCGGACGGCCUACGCGAGAUGCGCGCCAAGGGCGUCACUGACGAAGAUCUGUAUACGAUUCCUCAGUGUAGUGAAGAUCGCUUUCCAUCGUUGACCGACCGGGGCGGGGUGGGAUGCGGAGGAAGAGUGGCGCGAUGUCCUUUCUCGUGGGCUACAGCAGCGCGUUGCCAUGGCGAGGCUCUUCUACCAUAA